Molecule: messenger RNA, 2223 nt
Organism: Ochlerotatus camptorhynchus
Lineage: Eukaryota; Metazoa; Arthropoda; Insecta; Diptera; Culicidae
Exons: 4
Coding region: 1-2223 (740 amino acids)
Molecular function (GO): nucleic acid binding; zinc ion binding
Source: RefSeq, a predicted model, not a curated record
AUGCCGGACCAUAAGAUCGAAAAAAGGCUGACUGAUUUGGAGAUCGUGAAGAAAGGCCUAUACCCGUGCGGCUUGAAUCUCUGGACAGAGUGUACAACGAACGAAGCGCAAGGUGAAGUCGAACGGUUGGAUGACGAAGAAAAGCUGAACGAUCACCUGACGGAACGAGCCAAUUUCGAUGCACGUUACUGUUCGGUGAAAGGCUUCUUGCUGUCCAAUAUCCACGACUUCCCAUCGUUGAAAAGGGAAUCCACCAACGAGUUAUACGAGCUCGGGGACGAGUUCCAGCGGCACGUGAAGGCCUUGGCCAAGUUGAAUGAGCCUGUCGAGUAUUGGGACACCCCCCUCGUAAACAUCCUGUCCUACAAGCUCGAUCCAGCUACUCUUCGUGCGUGGGAAGAAAAGACCAGCCAGCAAGACGACGUCAAGUACAACGACCUUCUUGAAUUCCUGUACCAGCGUGUACGAAUCCUGAAAUCCGUAGCAUCCGAUCUGCUGCAACGCUCCCAGCCGGUUCAAGCAAAGGUGGUCGGCAACUUUCCUCCUCCAAAGAAGUACAUUCAACCCAAGGUCGCUGCCAACGCCGCUGCAUCUGAUAGCAGGCCAAACUUGCCUUCUUGUUUCGCUUGUUCCGAACGACACUUCCUCUUUCAGUGUCAAGACUUCGACAAAUUGCGCGUCAGCCAGCGGAGAGAGCUGGUAUCCCAACGAAAGCUAUGUUGGAAUUGCUUCCGAACUGGUCAUCAAGCCAGAAACUGCUCCUCGAAGUUCUCCUGCCGAACCUGUCGAGAACGGUACCAUACGUUGCUGCAUGAUUCAUCCCAGUCUGAUCUUGCGAAUCUGCUCUCCAGCUCCCAAUCCAAGGUUGAUGAGUCCGUAGCUGGAAUCGGACAAUCCCACCGGAAGAUCAAGCGUGCAUUAGCCACCACAAUCCAGUCAAGAGUCGGAUCGUUUUCUACGAAACUCAAAUUCCUCGUGAUCGAGCAUCCCACUGCUGAUCUACCCACCAUGUACGUGCAGAUUACUUCAUGGAACCUUCCGAACGUGCAGUUAGCUGAUCCUGAGUUCCACAUUCCCAACAAGAUCGACUUAGUCAUCGGUGGUGAAGCGUAUUGGGAGAUUGAGACGAUUCCAAACCAAUCCGUUCAUUCCGCUACCGAGAAGGCCUGUGAAGAACUCUACAUGACAACCACAACCCGAGAUCCUACCGGGCGAUACGUAGUUCGCCUACCAAAAACGGACAAUCCGGAAGUCGUUCUGGGAAAUUCGGAAUCCAUUGCCAAACGCCGAUUCCUCAUCUUGGGACUCCGACUCGAGCGUGAUCCUAGCACCAAAUCCUCCUACCACCAGUUCAUGGAGGAAUACGAGCGUCUCGGACACAUGGUACGGCUCGACGAACCUGUGGACAACACGAUGCCACACUGCUACCUUCCGCAUCAUCCCGUGUUCAAGCUCUCGAGUACCACCACGAAGACGAGAGUAGUGUUUAAUGCAUCGUGUAAGACAGCAUCGGGCUAUUCGUUGAACGAUCUACUUCUUGUCGGACCAGUCGUUCAAGAUGAUUUACUGUCGCUCGUCAUGCGGUUUUGCUUCUACCCUAUUGCCCUCAACGGUGACGUCGAGAAGAUGUACCGUCAGAUGCUUCUCCACAAGGCAGACCGACCGUACCACAGGAUCAAAUGGCGCAAGGAUGCAUCCGAAUCGAUAGCUACCUACGAGUUGCAGACCGUGACCUACGGCACUGCUGCUGCCCCGUAUCUUGCCACUAAAACUCUCCAAAAAUUGGCGAGUGAUGCAGGUCACUCAUUCCCUGCCGCUGCGGAACCAGUGGCCAAGAACUUUUACGUCGAUGACUUUCUGUCAGGUGCCGAUAAUGUCGAGUCAGCCAUGCAAAUUCGACGUGAAGUAUCAGCGAUACUCGGUUCUGCUGGAAUCCCAAUGAAUAAGUGGGCUUCGAACUCCAUCGAAGUCCUUGAAGAUAUUCCACCAGAAGAUCGAUCUAUCCAGCCAUGGCACGACCUACAAGAUCCACAAUCCGUCAGCACACUCGGUCUAAUAUGGGAACCCGGGACUGACAUCUUUCGGUUCAAGGUACAGUUACCUCUUCCGGCUGCUGUUCUCACCAAGCGUAGGAUCAUGUCCUACGUGGCUCAAAUCUUCGAUCCGUUGGGACUUGUGGAUCCCGCUGUUACGAAAGCGAAGCUCUUCAUGCAGUGUCUCUGA